Aspergillus steynii IBT 23096 is the source of this 1377-nucleotide messenger RNA. Its product is annotated as wax synthase family protein. Gene Ontology annotation, biological process: lipid metabolic process. NCBI's taxonomy places the organism in Eukaryota, Fungi, Ascomycota, Eurotiomycetes, Eurotiales, Aspergillaceae. The transcript is spliced from 3 exons. Bases 1 to 1164 code for a protein of 387 amino acids. The record is from RefSeq and is a predicted model, not a curated record.
AUGCCAGGAUCAGGAUCUACCAUAGUCACAGCAGGCGUCAUUAGUUUUACCCCAGCCGGUUCUGCCCUUCGAUGGGGUGCAUUCCCAUUUAUCGCGCUUUGCGUCUGGCAAUGCAUCUCAACGUCAAUCGACUACCUCGUGCGUAGUCCUUGGGCAAGUUUGGUAGGAGGUCAUUCCGUGACGCUUCUCUUCCAAUACAUCGACCUUGUGCUUCUGAGACGAUGGACUGUUGAAUUGAGCCACUCGAAUCCAAGAAACAGGUUCUGGAUGCGGCGAUUCGCAUUGGGUCUGUCUAGCACAUGGAACAGUCGAUUUGUGGGGACACGCGAGCAAGUCAAAAAUGUACCGCGCUUCUCAAGUACCGACCCAAAAUAUAUCCCGACUCGAAGUGUGUUCCUGCGUAGCAUGGCCACCCGAAUUCUUGUGAGCUAUGUUCUCCUGGACAUACUAGGUGCUAGUGCCGAUCCCGAAGUGAACGCGCGGUUUUACACCCUAGCCAAAAUCCCGGUUUUUGGCCGUCUGGGUGAGAUUUCGAGCGAAGAGCUUCUCAUGCGCGUUGGCUGCGUGGUUGGUGCAGCAAUCGGUCUGGUCUGCACUCAAGGUGGAAUAUACUGCAUUUUUGCCGUCGUCGGCGUGUUGCUGGGUGUCUCGGAUCCCAAGGAUUGGCCACCCUUCUACGGAUCAAUCUUCGACGCUUACACUCUUCGUGGAUUCUGGAGUUGUUCGUGGCAUCAAUCAAACACUCACAAGCUCAACUCCAUCUCGCGAUAUCUGACAUACGAGCUCAUGAAAAUCCAACCGCAUACUCUAGGUGCCAAAUUCACUCGCAUGGGUGUGGUCUUUGCCGUGUCGGGGUUCAUGCAUUUCUUGAUCGACAUCUCGGCGGGAAUUCCUGUUUACGACUCGGGAGCUAUGCGAUUUUUCUGUACGCAAAUAGUCGGAAUCAUAGUCGAAGAGCUAUUCAGGGCUGCUCAUGGUCUCAUUCGACCGCAGCACAAGACUGAAACGCCGUCAAAAAGGCAAAGGGCGGUGGGAUAUGUGUGGGUCGGCGCAUUCCUCGUGUGGUCCCUUCCAUCUUAUGUCUACCCGAUGAUGUACCGGGGUGCGUUGGGUCUGGAUGAUUCGGUGGUGCCCGUGAAACUGGUACAGAGAGUGCUGCAAUAGUGGGUUUGUUACUCGACUUCUGGAGCACAGAAAUACUGUCGGCAGUAGCACAAAGUAGUCUGAGGGUCAUCGAAGGCGACUCGUGAAGUAUAUAUAUCUCGGUCAUCCGAACGACAAAUGAAAAUCCGCAUUCGAUAUGGAGCUGUAGAGUAGACACCACAGAUAAAAGAAAUUACCCCAUAAUUCUGAUCGUUAGACAUUGGCAUCCGACCA